CCCACAAUGCCGCCGACCCAACCCGUCCCCAAACCAGUGGUGAUCAACUCAUCCCGCACCCGUCCGGUGCCAUAUUAUUAUGCGGAGAGCACUAGCGUACCAGGCGAAAGCAGCCAGGGCACCGACACCACCACCACCACCACCACCACCACGGCUAACGCACUAUCGAAUGCUCCCCACUCGCCCGAGCCGCACCACUGGAUGAAAAGUCGCUUUGUACCUCCCUCGCACUUCGAUCCCGAGGCAGACGAGCUGGAAAGUCUUAGCACGACGCAACCAGCUGUUCUCCGGGAAUACGACGCGGCUGGCAGCCUGUUGAUAGCAUAUGUUCGCACGGGAAUGGAGCACGGCGGUCUGCCCAACGGCGGUCCACCCGACGACCCUCACGGCUACGAAACCAGAGAGCGUGGGCACACCGUCGUGCAUAACCGAGGGCAACAGAGCAUCGACGGCACAUUCGUGGACCUCGGACCUGCGUUUGGAAAUGGACCUGCGCACUCUCCAGGCUGCAGACAGCAAUCGAGGCGGUCUCCCUACCAAAGCACAUGCUUCUGCAAGCCUCGUCUGGCGCCCAAGCCCAGUGAAACGAACUGAGGCGACACACAACCUAAGGUAUCAGCCAUGCAUUCAACGACGUCGUUAAACGCUCCCCUUCCCCCGAUUCGCUAGUUUACCGCCGCCCCCGCUGGCCCGACGUCCCUCCAUCCCUCCGUCCUGCCGUCCCGCCCUCCGUCCCUGAAUCUUCCGGCGCAAUUACUUUGCUCGGUUCUCUCCUUGGAAGCCCUCCAAGCAGCCUUUUCUUUGCUUUUUCCGGUGGCUUGUUGUUCUUGUAUAUCCGCUUUUGUACGAGGAGGCGUU
Molecule: messenger RNA, 858 nt
Organism: Tricharina praecox
Lineage: Eukaryota; Fungi; Ascomycota; Pezizomycetes; Pezizales; Pyronemataceae
Exons: 1
Coding region: 7-594 (195 amino acids)
Source: RefSeq, a predicted model, not a curated record